CGGCAUUUCAGUUCGGCAGUAGAUGUAAACUGCAGCUGUAUGGGUAUGAGGAUUCGCAGACUCGUGUUAAAUUUAGAAACACCGCGCUGCUCAGUGUGUCUGCCCUAAUUCGGAAGAAUUCUGGAUACACUAAAUGGCAGCUAUUGUUUUGAGGUGCACGGAGAUGUAAUAAUCUAUUAUCAUUCAUGGAAGUACACUGUGAAGAUCGAAAAUCUUGGCUCUAUGCAAAAGGCUAAGAAGACAACAAACUUUUUUGAUCCACGAUUUAUGUUAUGAUGACCCAAGAAGUCUCAGAAGCCUGCCGCUCAUACUAUACCUUGCUCAAAAAGGAUGAAAUAUCGCCAUGAUUUGUGCGUCCUACGUAAAGAUGUGCCGACUACUUAAUCGCCACCAGUGUAGUUUCUGAAGAUUCAGCAGAAGACUGAUGGGGGAGGGGAAGAUGUGUGAAAGACACGAAGAAGAAAUCGAGGAUCAGCAGCCCCCGCAGCCCGAUCAACAGAUACAGAAUGGACACGUAUUCCACUCCGGUACAAGCUUGCGGCCACCCUUCAGCAUACUGAUCGGCACCGCCCUUUAUGUCGCAGAGUUUGUCAGCGCCGCUGUGCUUUGCGGUUACUAUCACCGCUACCAUGAUCAUUACUGGAUGGGACUGACCAUUACCUUUAUGAUAGUUCCGUCCGUAGUUAGCCAGUUGGCUCUGACGUUUAUACACCGAGACUUGGGAAAGGAUCGUCCCCUUAUCUUACUAAUACACUUGCUUCAAAUGGGACCGGUCAUAAGGUGCAUAGAAGCUCUGGUGGUGUACUUUCGUGCUGGCAAGAAGGAGGAGCCAUACGUGUCAAUCUCAAGGAAGAUUAAGUUAAAACAUGGAGUGGAGAGAGAGGUAGAGACUGAGAUUGGGCAUUCUGCUCGAAUCCUUGCUAUGCAUCGCAAUGCCUUCAAGCGUGUGGCUGUUAUUCAGGCCUUCCUAGGUUCCACCCCUCAGCUGUCACUUCAGCUGUAUGCAACAGUGCUGCAGAAGUACAUGCCUGCUGCAAGAGUUGCCCUGAUGUCACUGUCUCUGAUUUCUGUUACAUAUGGAGCCUUGGUCUGCACCAUUUUGGCCAUCCAGAUUAAAUAUGAUGACUACAAACUUGUUCUGCAGCCACUGGGCUAUUUGUGUAUAGUAAUGUGGCGGGCUACAGAAAUUGCCACACGUGUCACUGUGAUAGUACUUUUCAGCACUGCCCUGAAAUACUGGAUAGUCCCAAUUGGUUUAAUUAAUUUACUGUUUCUCUUCUUCCUUCCAUGGGUGGAGUUCUGGAGGAAAAAGGCGCCAUUCCCGGAGAAUGUUGAAAAGAACUUUAGUAAAGUAGGCACCGCCUUUGUGCUUUCUUUAGUGACUUUCCUUUAUGCUGGCAUAAAUGUUUUCUGUUGGUCAGCAGUGCAGCUAAAUCUGGCAGACAAGGACUUGAUAGAAAAAUCUCAGAGCUGGGGUCGACUAGCUAUAUACUAUUCUGUACGGUUUGUGGAGAAUGCUGUCCUCAUCACACUCUGGUAUUUUUACAAAACAGACAUCUAUGAGUAUUUUUGCUCACCUUUAUUGGUUGCACAACUUAUGGUGGCCUACGUUUUAGGUGUCAUUUUCAUGCUCGCUUUUUAUCAGUAUUUCCAUCCCUGUCGGCGGCUCUUCACGCACAAUGUUGAAGACUGUUUGCACUGUGUUUGUCUGAAAAGCACAUCCGCUCCUCAGUUACCGCAAGACCAGAAACCCGAGGGAAUGCUGGAGCACAUCAAUGAACUUCGGGAGACAAACUUGAUGGAAUGAUGCUCAGUUACACUAUAUGGGUAUCUGUUAGAAGAUUUUUUAUUUUUUUUUUCAGACGUGCAUAUUAAGGCCAUUAAUAAAUUACAUACCAUCAUGUAGAUUAGAAUGUUGAAGCUACAAAAACAUCUGAAGAAAAAAAAGUGAUUCAAAUCGUGCCAGGCUUGGGCACAUGGGGCAAAAGAAAAAUUACAUUUAAUUAUGUAGGCAAAUAUGUUUAGGAUUUGUUAUUUUUUACUGCAUGGCUUCAAUAUCAAAGUGUGGAGAAAAAGUAUAUUGUUAUACAUUGAUAUUUUGUUUCAUAAACAACAAUAUUGCUAUAACAGGUACUUGAAGGAAUAUUUACUUUGCUACAAAAAUAACAGAAUUGACUCUGCACUUUGUUUAUAAAAAAAAAAAAAAGUUUGAAGUUCCACAGAUUUCAAAAUCUUAACACUAUAUCUGUCUGUGUUUAUUGAAUGUGGCAUUGACUUAUAAUUAAUAUUUUAAGUAAUUAAUCCAAUUUUAAAAUUUUACUAAAGUUGUACAUUUUUUAAUGCAUAGUGCAUGUGAAUAAUACUUGAUUCGGAAUUCAGGGAUUUUAAAAAUACAGAGCCUUUUGAUAAGUUUCAUUCCUUAUAAUCAUGCAACAAUUCUGAAAGCCAGAUGACUCCUUUAAAAAUGUGCAACUGUAGGAAGGGAUUUUAGGUUUGUUAAAUAAAUGUAAGUUUGAUUGUCUUCAGUACACAUGGGCACACAUGAAUACAUGGAAAUCUGAAAUCCAGGGUGCAGAAAGCUGCUGCUGUGACAUAAAUAACAUGUACCAGAGAGACUGUGAAGUUUGGAUUUGUUUAGACUUGGCCAUUUCAUUCUCUGUGAGAAGAAUCCAUAGUCCACAUACGAAAGAAAGUGUCAAUACAACAAACUAUACUGUUCUCUAACAUUCAGUUAUCAGUUUUUUUUAUUCUUUUCCAAGAGUAUUCACAUUGGAUUAACAUUAAUCAACUAGUAAUUUCAAUCCUGUCAGUUUCCAAAAUGAUACACUACUAUCAGUGCUUGAGUACGAAAGCACAGAGAGCUACAUCCCAGGCUGCCAGCUUUGAGUGCUUGGGCAGAAGCCAACACUUCAAUGAGACACCAGUCCAUUGGAGGACACACAUGGACACAGAGACCCGUGCUCGCACAUUAAGACCAGGUUCCUAAAUGGUGCUUUGAGGUGUGCGAGGAUACAGGAGUACCAGAUGAAAAAUCACAUCAACACAAGGAGAACGUUCAAACUCCACAGAGAAACUGAGCUGGGAAAUGAAGCCAGGCUUCCCAGACUUGCUUUCAAGAAAUAAUGUUAAAACACUUUUAACAUGAACCUUUAAUAUUGCAGUACGUUUAGCAUAACUUAAACAUCAUUUUCAAGUACAAAGCAAAUUUUAAAAAAACUUUAAUAAGUAAAAUGUUACCCUUUGGCAAAGUUCUUGUAUUUAAUUGUGGGAAUCUGAAGAGACAAAAUGUUAGAACAUUUUAUUUUUAAAAAUGCUUUAAGAACCUUGCACUGUUUGAGGUUUUACCGUGAAUGACUCAUAAUUUGUUUGCUAGUAUAGUAUUCUCUCCACAAGUAUGUCUUUGUUUGUAUGUACAGUACAGUACACUCUUAAUUUUACCAACUUUCAUGUUCUGACAGGUUACUUUAACUGUCAUGCAGUCUUUUCCUGUCAAAUCAUUAUGCCUACAGCUGCAGUUCUUGUUUGGAUUAGAGUAGCGUAUUUGUAGUGUUCUCACCUUCACAGGGUGAGCUUUAAAGUUGCUGCUACUGCUAUCUGAAUACAGUGGCUCUUCUCCAUUCUGGUCACCUCUUCCCUGGCUGUGCCACCUUCUUUGUCAGGUUUACUGCGAUUUCACAUUCAUGCUCAAUGUGUCUUUUGAGACUAGCCUGUUCAGUCUAGGAUUAGCUCCUGGCUUCUUCUGGUGUUAAUAAAACUUAGAAAGCAACAGUAAAGUGGUUAUUCAUCUAAGCAAUGUAACCUAAUAAAAUAACUUCUUUGGAAUGGUCAGUGGUGGCUUAAGUGAGGCAUAUUUCUCUUGAUACUUCAUUACAAGACCUGGGAAUCAUUCAUAAUAAUUUUACCAUCCUGUCAAUAUGUCACACAGUACAGAGAUGAAUAACCUAUUUACUGAUGUUUUAUCAGACCAAAAGAAGACUUUGUUAAGGUUUUUCUACAUAAGUAAAAAUGAGUAAUAGGUGCAUUUUUCCAGUACCUAAACUAAAGUGUUUCCAAAUACUCUAGGAAAUUAUGUUUCGAAUGCUUUUAAUCUCUGGGAUUUGUUUCUUGAAGGUUGCCUGUUCUGUGUACGUACGUGAUGCGUGAAGGUAUUUUAAUAUUCUGGAUGUUUGUAGUUAUCAGAUUGUAGGAUUUAAAAAAAUCUCCCGUGAUUGAAUUAUGGCCUUGUACAGAAGAGUGAGUGUCACAAAUAUUCAUUUCACAAUUGAAUGAGAUGCAUGUACAAUACAAAUAAAUGAAAAAGCCUGGGACGUUGUGCAUAUGUUUAGGAAAGUUAUCAAAGAACACUAGCCUUAACACACAAAAGCCACCAGCAAGUCCAACAGUCUGUUUCACAUAAUGCCCUUCUCUGAACACACCAUUACAAGAAGCUUUAAGAAGCUAACAACACCAUUGUUGUUUGUUACAACUGAUUUAUUCAGUAAUAAGUGUUUUUUAGCCAUGCACUAUGCUGCUGCUAAAUUUGUGAUAUUUCUGCAUCAGCAGAGCUGGCAGCAAAUACUGUACAUUGUACUGUAAGGUAUCAUCAUCAUCAUCACUGGUUUAACCACCAUUUUCCAGGUUCACUGAGUAUGGUCUGUCAAAUCUUUUUCUUCUACACCCGGCAGUACUGACUUCUUUUGAAUUAAGACCCUUUUUUCUUGUGUGAACUAUAAGGUUUAGUGACAGUCAAUUGAACUGAAAUCAGCCAACAGUAUACUUCAAGGAAACAAGGUACACACACACACACACACACUUGCUUGCUUCUUGUAUGGUACUGAAACAUGCCAUUGCACCAAAGGCUAAAGGUGAGGGGAUGAGAGAGUGGUUAGCAAAAUGGCGCUUGACAAUUUCUUUUACUGAUGACGCCUUGUGAGGGUCUGCGUUUUGUAUCCAUAUUACAUGAAUCCUAAUGUUGACUCCACUAGCGGAUAAUUCCAGAUGAUCAGAUUGAAUGCUUUGUGGUGGCCGUCUGCAGCUGGUGUCUGCCCCUCUUUCUCAGUGUCUUAUUUAAGGUUGUGUUUGGCAUCUGAAAUUUUAGAAGUGAACUGUAAAGCUGGAAAAUUAACAGCUAAUGUUUGCCCAACUCUUGUGAGUAAUUGCAAACUUUGGGGGAAAUGUGUCAUGUUCUAACAUCAAGUGCUACUGUUUUAUCCAUUGAAAUAUCUGCACAAAUUGUAAUUAAAGGUGGUAAACCUUUUCAUUUGAGCUGCUGUACUUUUCCCUGCCAGUCCGUCUACACUGUGAACUGGUUUCUUCCUUGCACCUAGUAGUGUGGGGACCCUGAUUUUCAUCAGAUGUGUUAAUAAAUAAAAAAAAGAACAUUACCAUUUAACAGUC
Molecule: messenger RNA, 5376 nt
Organism: Polypterus senegalus (gray bichir)
Lineage: Eukaryota; Metazoa; Chordata; Cladistia; Polypteriformes; Polypteridae
Gene: xkrx
Product: XK related X-linked
Exons: 4
Coding region: 425-1807 (460 amino acids)
Cellular component (GO): membrane
Source: RefSeq, a predicted model, not a curated record